Molecule: messenger RNA, 2076 nt
Organism: Penicillium pulvis
Lineage: Eukaryota; Fungi; Ascomycota; Eurotiomycetes; Eurotiales; Aspergillaceae
Exons: 6
Coding region: 1-2076 (691 amino acids)
Biological process (GO): cell surface receptor signaling pathway; cytoskeleton organization
Cellular component (GO): cytoplasm
Molecular function (GO): protein binding
Source: RefSeq, a predicted model, not a curated record
AUGGCUGAUGUUCCUUUCCCCGGUGGAGCUCGAGGAGCUCCAGCAUACGGCAUCGGUCAACGUCGUUCUUCCUACGCCUCCGUCGUGUCCGGCAACGCCUUCUCUCCCCCAAUUUCCAGCUCAUUUUCCCACCUGCUCAACUCUAACCCCGUCUCCUCUUACCCGCCACCUUCCCCGUCCGAGGGUCAUCUCCACCGGGCCUUGUCCGGCUUGAGUGCCGCAGAGAUGCAUCUCAACCCGGCCUCAAGGUCCACUACUUCCCCGGACUCUCUCCCAAGCUACUCCCGCAGAUACACCGGGAUCGCGCGCUCGACAGAAUUCCCACACAAUUUAGCGUUGACCGAUAGCCCGCCAUUCUUGACUCCUUCCUACCUUCGUCAUUCUCCAUACAUCUCCCGCCUCGAUGCUGCCCAUCGAGCCAAACUGGCCGCUCAACAGCGCGAUAUAUCUUCAUCGAACACUGCCUCGAAUCCUCCUCUGUCAACUUCAUCCAGCCAUGUCCACCUCCCCCGCAUGGCUCCGUCCCACCGCGGUAUGACGUAUGAUCUCAUCGAGAAAGAACCCCCAACGGUUAGCGAGCCCAGCAUUAGCCCUCUUCCUACCCAGUGGAGUUCCGUCGACAAGUAUACCGGUCUGGAGAUAUCAAACGGGGGAUUCGAUGUGCGAUAUACCGGUCCUGUGCACAAACACGAUCACGAGGCCGCGGCCUUGAGGACCGACAACCCUAUGCCACCAGAGUGCGGUAUCUACUAUUUUGAGAUCAAGAUUGAAUCCAAGCCUAAGGAAGGCAUGAUCGGAAUUGGUUUCUCCAGUACAAAGGCUUCCGUUGAGAGGCUCCCAGGUUGGGAGCAGGAAUCAUGGGCAUACCAUGGCGAUGACGGAAAGUCUUUCUAUGGUGAAAGCCAAGGGCAAGGCAAGCCGUAUGGACCUACCUUUGGUGUUGGAGAUAUUGUCGGGUGUGGGGUCAACUUCUCGACCGGCCAGGGUUUCUUCACCAGGAACGGCGUAUUCCUAGGAUAUGCAUUUCGUGAAUUGCGCAACGUCAAGCUAUAUCCAUCUGUCGGAAUGAAGAAACAACCCCCAGUGCAUUUAAAGGCGAAUUUUGGCCAGGACCCGUUCGUUUACGAUAUUGACGGCAUGGUUCGGCACGAGAAAGCUGUCAUCGAAUCCCAGAUUAGCAUGACAAGCACGGACGGCUUACAACCGCCACUAGACGAAUCAUCAUUGCUUCAGGAGUUGGUUGCUCAGUUUUUGGCUCACGAUGGCUACGUAGAAACUGCACGAGCUUUCGCUGAAGAGGUUGCGACUGAAACAGCAGCGCUGCAGAGUGGACAUGAUGAGCCUCUGAAGAAAUAUGAAGUGGAAGAGGACCAUGAAGCGAUUAACAGGAACCGAAUUCGCGCUGCGAUCCUCGAUGGCGAUAUCGACAAAGCCCUCAAACACACGAAAGCCUACUAUUCCGCUGUUUUAGAAGACCAUCCACAUAUUCUUUUUAAACUCCGGUGUCAAAAGCUACUGGAGAUGAUUCGCCGAGGUAACGAGAUGUGUGCUGCUGCGGAACUCGAAGAAGCAAAAAACCGCCGCUCUGUAUCCCCAGGGAUCGCAGAUGAGAGUGCCAUCUUUGAUCAAGACAUGGAACUCGAUGAUGGAAGCUGGGAUGCAGAUGGGAUGGAUACUGAAGAACCCGAGUCCGAGCCUGAGAUUGAGUCUUCGUCAAAAUUCAAGGUGGAGCAUUCGACUGAGGCCCUCCUGUAUGGCCGCCAACUACGCAUGGACUACCCAUCUGAUGAGGGUGGUGGGGACUUGAAGAUGCUUGAUGAUAUUGCUUCGCUACUGGCGUAUACGACCUCCAACUCUCUAAACGGCCAUUUACUAGACCCUGCUGGGCGAGCGGUUGUGGCAGAGGAAUUAAACUCAGCCAUUUUAGUCUCCCUGGGGAAGUCCUCUUCCGCUGCCCUAGAGCGGUUGUACCAGCAAACAGAGGUCCUGGUUAACGAGAUUAGUGAAGACGGCGGCGCUGGGGCGUUCAUCAAUGUUCGGGAUUACAUCAACGAUCGGAAUGACAGUUUGCUUUGA